Molecule: messenger RNA, 1845 nt
Organism: Condylostylus longicornis
Lineage: Eukaryota; Metazoa; Arthropoda; Insecta; Diptera; Dolichopodidae
Product: protein bric-a-brac 1-like
Exons: 3
Coding region: 5-1576 (523 amino acids)
Biological process (GO): regulation of transcription by RNA polymerase II
Cellular component (GO): nucleus
Molecular function (GO): DNA binding
Source: RefSeq, a predicted model, not a curated record
ACUUAUGGAAAACUCUCACGCAUGGUUGGGAGCAUCGACAUCUUCUAUAGCUGCAGACAGUUAUCAAUACCAAUUGCAGUCAAUGUGGCAAAAAUGUUGGAAUACAAAUCAAAAUUUAAUGCAUCAUUUACGAUUCCGAGAACGAGGUCCUUUAAAAUCAUGGAGACCUGAAACUAUGGCCGAAGCUAUAUUUAGUGUUUUAAAAGAAGGCUUAUCAUUAUCGCAAGCUGCAAGAAAAUACGACAUUCCUUAUCCAACAUUUGUAUUAUAUGCAAAUCGAGUUCAUAAUAUGUUAGGGCCUUCUAUUGAUGGCGGAACUGAUUUACGACCAAAAGGACGCGGACGACCCCAAAGAAUUUUAUUGGGUAUAUGGCCAGAUGAUCACAUUAAAGGUGUUAUUAAAACAGUAGUUUUUCGUGAUGCAAAAGAAUUAAAAGAAGAAUCAAUGCAUUUACAAUAUGGUAGACAUUCGCCUGUAUUUCCAUUCCAAGAGGGACCUUUAGGAUAUCCUGGUGGUCCAUGUGCAAAUGGUAUGCCUCCUCAAGGUUCCGAUUCAAUGAGCCCAGAAGCAACCGCUGCAGCUGUUGCUGCUGUUGCACAUAAUUUAAGACAACAAAUGCAAAUGGCAGCCGCAGCACAUCAUCCUGAUUCACCUGGAAGUUUAUUUAAUCUUCCAUCACAUUUACAAGUAAAUCAUCCGUCAAUUAGUGGAGCAGGUACUCCAUUACCAAAAUCUAAUUCACCAACUUCAAGUAAUGAACGUAAUAAUAGUAGAGAAAGUAAUAAUAGUAAUAACAAUGGAAAUAACAAUAACAACAACAAUAAUAAUAAUCAUAAUAGUGGGAAUACAACUGGAAUACAUAAUUCCAACACAUCUUCACAAAGGCAUUCAUCACAUCAAUCAAUGCUUCCAAAUCCAAAUACAUUAGCUAGCCUUGCUGGUUUACCAGGAUUACAUAUGAUACCUGGUUUAAGCAAUACACAAAUUAGUCGUGAUUCAAAUUUAGAUAGUAAUAACACACGGGGUAAUAAUAGUGGUGGCAAUAGUAAUAAUAAUAGUCAUUCAAUUAGUAUUUAUUCAAAUGCAGGUUCUGGUAAUAAUGAUAAUACAAAUAAUGGUAAUAAUUCAACAAAAAAUCUAAAUCAACAUUCAUCUGAUAUGUCUAGCCAUCAUCAUCAGCAUCAUCAUCAACAUCAUCAACAUCAUCAUAAGGAAAUUCCAAGAAAUGAUUCUCCAAUGGAGUUAGCACAUGAUUUACGUAUGAGUAGUCCAGAUAAUAGUCCACUUAAUUCUCAUUUACAAAUUGCAUUGGAACCAUCAGUUAAUUUAUCUGUAGGCGUUAGUGGUAUGAGAUACAAAUCAUCAAGGGGAUAUUCAUCAUCUCCUCAUUCUGAUCAUCAUUUAUUUCAAGAUGAUAUUGCUGAAUUAGUUUCGGCUGGUAAUAAUAACAAUAAUAGUAAUAAUAAUAACAAUAACAACAAUAGCAGUAAUACCGGUCGUAAUUGUCCACCGAAUUUUAAAGAGCCUUCAUCUAGUAUCAAAAUUGAACCAAUGACUGAAUGUCGAAGUGAAUAAAGAUUAUGUAAUAAUAACUUUCAUUUAAAAUAAACACCGAGCUAUAUAAUAUACAUACCUAGUACAUUAAUGAAAACCAUAUUUGCUACGCAUUCAAAAUACCAAAAAAAAAAUUUAAAAAUAAAUAAUUAAUGAAAUGAAAAAAAAAUAAUUAAAAAUUUCUUUUUAUUUUGUUAAGUUAUAAACUUAUCUAUGUAUAAUUAUAAAUCAGUAUAUGUACAUUAAUUAUGUAAUUAUAAUUUUUUCUUUGUUUUUACUGUAAAACAAAA